UCAAAAAGAAAUCAGUCUGUUCGUGUCUUAAAAAUGAAGAAGAUCAAAUUUUGGGAGCUUUUAACAAUUUCUGGGUGCUUUUGUUUAAUUAGUGGAUAUAAGAACGCAGUGGAAAAUGUCUAUUACUGGCGAAAAGUGUUAUAUGAAAAUCUACCUUAUUCCGACGAUACUUUAAUCGGGAAAUAUCCUUAUCAUAUUUCUGUCAAUAAUGAUAUAAAUGGAAUUGAAUAUCACGCACGGAGUGGAUUGAUGAUAACAACAGUAGCCCGAAUUCGUCCUGGAGUUCCGUCAACUCUCAAUGCUUUCUGUGUUGCUGAUUAUGAUCCAGGAACUAGUCCUUAUAUUUGGGGACUUCCCAACUACGAAAAGAAUACAUUGAAACCAGAAUUUUACGGAGAAUCGUAUUACGAUAGUCGGGAUCUUCUGAAUAAUAAUCGCAAUUACUCAGCUGGAUAUUUCAAUUACUUCUUCGGCUAUACUGAACUGGAUUCAAGCAGAAAAGGAUAUUACAAACGGCCGUACAAUUAUUAUCAAAACACUCAAGAUUUCUCAAUUAUCUCAACAUAUUUUCCAAAUGUGGAUAAUCAAUGCGACCGUCUUUUUAUUCUGGAUACUGGAAUACUUCGCUAUGGAGCAUCUGAAUCCUAUGUUGUUCAAAAUCCAGCUGUUAUAGUUUUCGAUUUAUCCUCCAGUGGUUGUCAAAAUAGAAAUUUUCCUGUAAUUCGUCGUGUAGAAAUUCCUAGUCACUUGUGGAGCGUUGCUCCUGGUUUCCUAUUUCUUACUCCUGAUUACAAACCUAAAGGUUCUUGUGAUGACGUGUUUCUUUAUAUCACAAAUGUUUUUGAUAGUAGUAUCAUUGUCUAUGACUACAAGAAAGGUAAUUUCUGGUCUAUUUCGGAUCCAUCAAUGAAGCCAAUUACCGCUGAAGCAACGUUGACUUUUAAAGGAGUGAAUUAUAUAAUUCCACUUGGAAUAGUUAAUGUAGCCCUUGGAUGGCCAGAUAAGCAUGGAUAUAGGAAUGCUUAUUACGCUCCUGGUUCGAGUUUGGCAGAAUAUGUUGUUUCUACGAAAGUACUCCAGGAUUCUAAGGGAGUGUUUAACAAAUACGAUUCUAGUGAAUUUACAUUAAUUGGAUAUCGAGGAUGCAACUCCGAAAACUACAAACAAGUCUUUGACCCAAAUACAGGUGUGAUCUUCUUUGGUGAAAUGGAGUCGAAUAGAGUACGAUGCUGGAAUACACAGCUCCCUCUAAAUCCAGAUACAAUUGGAAUAGUUUAUGAGUCAGAUGAAUCCGUGUUCUACGCUGAGAUGUCUUUAGAUUCCAAUGGUUAUUUGUGGUUCCUUACCAAUCAACUUGCACUUCUUUUCAACAGUGACGAUCUUCUAGAUACUUCCGAAGUGAACUCAAGAGUUUUUCGCGUGAAAGCAUCCGAAGCAAUAAAGGGAACUGUAUGCGAUAUUUCUUAUCAAUACUAAAUUUUUUCGAAAACGAAUUGUAUCACGUUCCUGUAGGGGAAUUUUUUAACAGUAUGAUAAUGUCAUAUGAUAAAUUUUUGUGGUAACUUCGUAAGCAGAACAACAAUAAAGCCCAGUGAGUGUCCAUUGCAAGGAGCUCUCUGAAGCUCUUA
Phlebotomus papatasi is the source of this 1628-nucleotide messenger RNA. RefSeq names its product L-dopachrome tautomerase yellow-f2-like. The transcript has 2 exons. Lineage: Eukaryota; Metazoa; Arthropoda; Insecta; Diptera; Psychodidae. The record is from RefSeq and is a predicted model, not a curated record. Gene Ontology annotation, cellular component: extracellular region. Bases 34 to 1476 code for a protein of 480 amino acids.